UUGCCUAAACUAUGUUGUGCAACACACCAAAAUACUGUCUGCACCCCGCUGAGUGAAGUCACCACGGUCACUAGUAACUCCGCCCACCAAACUUUUCUUUUUUGCUUCGAGAAAGCAUCUGAUAUUGAACUGUUCUUGAAGACGAAUGCGGAAUUGGGCCGAAACGGAUAUUGUAGCUGUGUUAAACGUUAAAAAUGUUUCAGCGAAAGAACAGGAGAUACACUAAGAUAUUCCAGUUUGCAUCGUAAUAUGCUGAAAGUGGAUUUGAAGUGACUCGCCGAUAAGCUGUUCGUCAUUCGCUCGUCGCUCGAUUAUGUGGCCUCGUGGGACCCCAUGCGUGUUAGCUUGAAGCGGCAGGGCAGUGUUGUAGAUGCCAGAGAAGAAGAGAGUGAGCAGCCCAGGGAGCGCCCACCGUCUGACAUCGUUCAGGUUUUAGUCGCUGGUUCCCGAUAGGCUUCAAGUUCACUCAUUCAGAAAACAUGAGCCAGAAAUCAGAGCGCAGAGGGAUUCAUGUGGACCAGUCUGAACUGCUUUGCAAGAAAGGAUGUGGGUACUACGGGAAUCCUGCCUGGCAAGGUUUCUGUUCAAAAUGUUGGCGUGAAGAGUACCAGCGUGCUCGGCAGAAGCAGAUUCAGGAGGACUGGGCACUUGCCGAAAGACUGCAAAGAGAGGAGGAAGCAGCCUAUGCCAGCAGUCAGGGAGCACAGACUCAGCCAACCCUUGCCCCUUUUUCAAAAUUUGAAGACAAGAAGACAAAUGUAACAACUCGUAAAGUGACUACAGUCAAGAAGUUUUUCAGCCCCUCAUCGCGAGCUGCCCCCAAAAAAGAGACCCAGGAGGCAAAAGCGCCAAGUCCAUCUAUCAGUCGACAGUCCAGUGUGGAAACAGACAAGGUUUCUCGUGACUUUAUUGACUUCCUGAAAAACCUGCAAAAGCCUGGCCGGGACAUACAUAAGCAGUGUCGUAUUUUCCUUGAAACAAUGGCUAAUAAGAAGGAAGUGAGUGCAGAAGAGCAAUCUGAGUAUGUACAAGAUUUCUAUCAGAAUGUGGCAGAGAAGCUUCAGGUGCAUUUUAAAGGUUCUUCAGAACGUGUGGAACGGGUUAUGGAUCAAGUUGAAAAAUACAUCAUGACACGUCUGUACAAAAGUGUGUUCUGCCCUGAAACCACAGAUGAUGAAAAGAAAGAUCUGGCAGUGCAGAAACGCAUCAGGGCUCUGCACUGGGUUACGCUGCAGAUGUUGUGUGUGCCAGUCAAUGAAGAUAUUCCUGAAGUAUCAGAUAUUUUGGUGAAGGCUAUUACAGAUAUAAUUGAGAUGGACUCGAAGCGUGUGCCCAGAGACAAGCUGGCCUGCAUCACAAAGUGCAGCAAGCACAUCUUCAAUGCCAUCAAGAUCACAAAGAAGGAACCCGCCUCAGCCGAUGACUUUCUACCAACCCUUAUCUAUAUAGUGCUGAAGGCAAACCCUCCUCGCCUGCAGUCCAACAUUCAAUAUAUCACAAGAUUUUGCAACCCAAGUCGACUCAUGACAGGAGAAGAUGGUUACUACUUCACAAACCUGUGUUGUGCUGUUGCCUUCAUCGAGAAACUGGAUGCCCAGUCCCUCAAUCUGAGCCCUGAGGAUUUUGAACGCUACAUGUCUGGACAGGCAUCACCACGCAGGCAGGACCAAGAUGGCUACCCGAGUCAUGUGAACAACAGUCCAAGUUUGGGUCAGGCUUACCAGAACCUUGAGCGGCUCUCUGGGUUGGGCGAACGACAAGAGCGAGUGCUAGAGGGGGCACGCCGGCUUGAAAGAGACCUUAUCGAAUGGAGUGAUGGAGUGGCUAGGGAAGUGCAAGACAUUCUGGACAAGUACCCUCUGGAAAUCUGUCACCCAGCAUCAGCCAUUGACUCUGAUAAUGUGGAGAAUGAUCGAUUGCCACCCCCUCUCCAACCUCAGGUCUUCGCUGGCUAGGAUCUGCUGCCCACCGGCAUAUUCAUUUGGUCUUUCCCAGCACUCCUUGUCUGGACAGUCCUUAAAAAGACUUUAGCUGACAAAGCUUGCCUGUGACUCUGACAUGUCACAGCCCCCUCUGUCUUAGUUGAGAACACUUCUACCAAGAGACUCAUUAUUAUGGUGCUGCAAUUGGUUUAUUUUUUUUUCUUUUCUUAAAGACUCUGUUACUUUAUAGGAAGAAAUGCUAAGUUAUUUAAUGCAUUAAUUAUCUUGAAAAAGAAACAGUUGGUGAAAGUCUGCACUAAUAAUGUCGUACUCUUCCACAAUGCAGGCCAAGGAGGGACAGAGAAAUGGCAAAAGCUGGUUUAAAGACGACUUACUGGUCAUUUUGAAAACGGUACAGUAAUGAGAAGCGUCGCAUGUGGCUGACUGCACUUUAAAAUGGCUGAAAUCAGCAAUUUCACUUCUGCACUCUACUGAAGCAGUCUGUAAAAGAUUACAUGUGUCUUGCUGUUUAUGUUUAGGGGUCUUCGGGGAAUUGAAUCAUUGAAACAAGUGGAAGGCACAUAUAUAUACAUAUACAUAUACAUGUAUUUAUAUAUGUAUAUAUAUAUAUAUAUGUGUGUGUGUGUGUGUAUGCACGCGUGUGCAGCCUUACAUUCAAGAAUAUUGGUCAGUCUAUGUGUUUAGGAUCUGCCUGAAGGUCUUAUCAGUGAGUCCAGGCCUUCAGGUCCAAUAAGAUAGGAUUUCAAAAUAAGUCUUGAAACAUUAUCAUGGAAAGAAAGAUGGCAAAUUAGUUUUUAGCUCUUUGGAAUACUUGAUUGUUGAACUGAGGCUUGUAAUCUAUGCAAAAUGACGGCAGUUGAACAUUUUCCAGUGUUUGGUUAAAUGUAGUUGUCCCGGACAGUUCUGACAAUAUCACUGGCCUUUGGUGUCCAGCAGUGCUGAGUACCUGGCAUCAGAACCUACACCUUGGCAUUAGUUAAAGUAGUAGAUGUGCAUCCCCACACGUACAACAGCAUUGCAGUGUGGCUUUGUUAGGGAAUAAUGAUCCCCUCUUUAUGCCAUAGGUGUCCUACAACCAGGCUGGUCACCUAAGGUGUGGUGCUCUGUCACCAGCAACCAAAGAAUCCUGUAUACGCUCCACGCUGACACAGAGUGAACCCCAACUUUAAAUAAGUGAAACAGAACUCCAGAGAUGAUUCUUGUCACAUUUUGGAGUUUAAUCAGUUACAGUCUAUUCCAGUUAUUCCAAAACCUACCAACUUAAAAUCUGUUUUUUUCCAAGCUAGCAUCAUUGCUUCUUGAAACAGUAUUCCUGUAAGUGUAAUUGCUUGACCUAAACCGUUAUCCACAUUUUAGUUUCAUGGAACUUUUUUAGAACUGUAGGUUACAUUGUAGAAAAGCAGGAAAACUAAAAACAAAUAGUAUGCAUAUAAUGUUUAAUUGGAUAUCAAACCUUUAAAAACAAUGCAGCAAUCCAUUUUUAUGCUAUCCAAAUGGGAGAUGAAGCUUUUUUAGUGCAGGACCUGUCGUAUCAUAUCUGGUGAAUGGAACUGGCCCACGCAAACACUGACCUGUGAAGUCGGACUUGUGGAACAUUCAUGGAGAAUGUUAAGGUCAGGUACAGAUAACCCACACUAAAUCCAGCUGAGCCAACAGCUCUGUAAAAAUGUAUAUUGUUUUCCCAUUACCGGUAUAUCUUUACCUGUAUGGUUUAUAAUCAACUACACUAUUUAUAAGUUGAUGUUUUAAAGUGGGUGAGUUUGUUUUAUUUAAUUUUUCCUUCAAUAAAGAAAAGCCUGGACUUCCA
Polypterus senegalus (gray bichir) is the source of this 3750-nucleotide messenger RNA. It is a transcript of the gene rabgef1, whose product is annotated as RAB guanine nucleotide exchange factor (GEF) 1. Bases 480 to 1955 code for a protein of 491 amino acids. The transcript has 9 exons. Gene Ontology annotation, molecular function: small GTPase binding; DNA binding; zinc ion binding. Gene Ontology annotation, biological process: vesicle-mediated transport. Lineage: Eukaryota; Metazoa; Chordata; Cladistia; Polypteriformes; Polypteridae. Gene Ontology annotation, cellular component: cytosol; endocytic vesicle. The record is from RefSeq and is a predicted model, not a curated record.